This is a messenger RNA of Auanema sp. JU1783, 2481 nucleotides long. The record is from the annotation of a GenBank genome assembly. NCBI's taxonomy places the organism in Eukaryota, Metazoa, Nematoda, Chromadorea, Rhabditida, Rhabditidae.
AUGGCUGGACGCCGAUCUAUGGUUCACGAUAGUUCCAGGAUUUGGAUGAACAUCGGGCAAAACCAACUAAAGUUCACCAAAUUCUAUACUCAUCUUCCAUCGUUGAAUCUGAGGCAUGUUGUUCAUUUCGCUAGUUGUCCUUUCUCCGGACCAAUAGUAUUGGUACAAUCCAAAAGUGAUACAUCAUGGGUUGUUUCGAUAAGAACAAGUGGCGGACUCGAACUGAAAGACAAAAUGAACAUACCCGACGUUUUCUACUUGGAAUGGACGUAUGGGCAUCGUAUGCUGGUCAUUGACCGAAGAGGGAAAGCUUCGGUGUAUUCUGCGCUUGGAGAGUGUCUUAGUUAUUUCUCAUUCGAUGCUGUUAUCAAAGAAGUUCGAGAUGCAGUGGUGUUUCAAACUACCCAUGAUUCAGGCGUUGCCAUAAUGGAUGACCAGCAAAGACUUUUCGUUGUUAACUCUGUUAAUGAACCUGUAGUAUGGGGGAUGCAUAAUCCUUGCCGAGAGCAGCCUACAGCUUGGACAGUAUUUCAACCUGUUCUCCAACUGACAAGAUUAAUAAUCAUCUUCGGACGAGAUUUUUACUUGGGAUGUCAAGGAGAACAGCUUGGAAUUGUGGAUACAAAUUGGGCAUUAACAGAUGGCCAAUAUGCUAGAAUAGUAGUAGAUAAAACAAGAACGAAGUUGGCUGUCUAUCAUUCUUCUAGAACCAUUCAGGUUGUGGAUUCUGAUUUAUCAACAGAACUGUUACGUAUUCCUGUACCUGGGCAGCACGCGAUUUUCAAGUUUGGCUGGAUUGGCAGUGAAGCAUUGUUUCUUCAAGCGACUCCAACAUUUUUGCAAGUUUUCAGUGCUACAUCAAAAACUGCUUGCUAUGAAAGACAAACUGAAAUCACUCAGAUUGGUGUUGAGGAUGACGGGCUAAAAUUGUAUACCAACAAUGGGGUGGAAUUUGUUAGUAUAGUGUCUAAAGAUGAAGCUGAUGUCUUGGGAGUAGCGUCGAAUGCUGAUGGAGCUUUACUCAAUGAAGCUGCUCAGUUCUUACAUGAAGGGAAAAGUCAUCAAUCUUAUGAAUACGUCAUGCAGGUCCGCGAUCUUGGGCAAGCCAUUGAUUCUUGUAUAACAACAGCAACCUAUUGUUGGAAUUCCAGCAUGCAAAAGGAGUUGCUCAAAGCUGCCAAAUUCGGAAUGGCUUUUACUACCGGUUACGAGACUAAGAAAUUCACGAAAGUACUCAGAGACUUAAGAAUUCUGAAUGAAAUUCGUGGGAAAAGAGUUGGACUAUGUUUGACCUAUGAACAAUUCGAGAGAAUGAAACCUUCAUGUCUGCUCAACAGAUUAAUUGACAUAGGAUGUUAUGGGAUCGCCAUCGAAAUGUGCAAAUGGUUAGGGCAAGAGUUCGAAGAAGGAAUUGAUCGUGUUCUUCUUGAAUGGGUUCGGCGAACAAUUACAAACGCAGCUAAGGAGAAGAAUGUAUAUGAGAUGGAUAUGGAGUUUCUCGAUCACAAGAUUGCCAAAAAGCUUGAACAGUUUCCCCACAUUUCCAUCGCAGACGCAGCGGAGAAAGUAAUUGAAGCGAAGCUACCAAAGCUUGCCCGAUUACUUAUCAAAAGAGAAACUGACGAUUCAAAACAAGUAAAAGUUCUCUUGCAAUUAGGUGAUGUUCAAGAAGCUCUGAACAGGGCAGCGGCUGCACAGAAGCCUCAGCUUCUCCAUCAAGUAGUGAGACAUCUCAUGGCUACAUCAAAAAAAGCAGAAUAUGAGUUAGUGAUCAGAAAAAUACCUCUGGCGCAAUGUCUUUACCAAGAACUAGUGCGUCAGGAUGCUGGUUCAAAGCCUGGAAGACAAAUGCUAGCUCUUCUUGAGCAAGGAAGUGAUUUCGAGAGACAAACUCUUUAUCAUUUGGAUUGUGCCUCUGCUGAGUUCAAUCCUAAUGAACGACUGAACGCUCUGAGAAAUGCGAAGACGAGUGCGCAUUCGAUGGGAGAUAAACUGGUAGAAGAACUGAUUUCUGAUAUGGCUGCUUUUGCUCCAAGUCAAACUGAAAGAGGUUUUGAUAACUUGACGAUCAGAGAAACUGUAAUAGCUUUCGCUGCUGAUUCCCAGAAAGUGGAGAGGUUGAAACACCAAGCAAAGCUGACAGAUAAGCAAGUGUGGUUAUGGACCAUUGAAGGACUAGCAAGAGAAGGUAAAAUGGACCAGCUGAUUGUGAUGUCUCAAAAGAAGUCCCCUGUAGGAUAUGUGCCUUUCAUCAAAGCGUGUAUGAAGUAUAAUAGGGCUAAUGAAUGCAAUAAGUUUUUCCCAAAAGUUAAUGGAUACAAUGAUUUGAUAGCUGCUCAUUUGGCGAUGAAAAACUUUCUAGGUGCCGCGAAGAUGGCAUUCGAUCGUCGGGAUCGAGAUAUGCUUCAAUUUGUUUAUACAAAAUCUCACAAUAAUAAAGAAGCUCUCAGCCAAGUUGGGCAGCUUUUACGAUCACUUUGA